CGACGCGCGACGCGCGACGACGCGCGCACACGAGCCUGGGGCAGCGCGCGGGCGUGGAAAAUGACGUCGUCGCGCUCGAGCGCGCGCGCGCGCUCGAUCGUCGCGCGUGCGUCAGUCGGUGCGCGGUGCGCGCGCGAGAGCCAAAAAUAAGCCGAGCGCGCGCCGAUGGAUCCGAUCGUCCAUCGCGCGUUCGUCGCGCCACCGCGCUCGAGGAGACGCGCGUGGAGACGACGCGGGGUGGACACGGAACGACGACGUCGACCGGGGCGACGACGGGGCGCGCGACGGCGAUGCGCGAGCGACGGGGUCGACGGGACGCGCGCGACGGCGACGCGCGAAGACGAACGGACGCGCCGAGGGAGACGACCACGCGACAGGUGCAGACGACGACGGCGAGGAAAGAAGACGUCGAUCGCGACGAUGACGUCCCGUCGCUCCGCGCGUUGCGGUCGGCGCACGAGCUCGUCGUCGCCGAGCGCGAUGAGGCGCGCGGGAUUCGCGAGCGCGCGAGACAUUGCGAGAGCGAGGCCAGACGACGACUCGAGCGCAUGAAACACGAGCGCGAUCGCGCGCGCGAGGAUUUAAAGCGCGUCCUCAUCGUCGUCGCACAAGUUCGCGACGGCGCCGCGGACGUGCGCGAUCUCUUUGAUUUCUGCGAGGCGUCCUCGGACGCCGGGCGCGACGUCGGUUGA
This is a messenger RNA of Ostreococcus tauri, 692 nucleotides long. Its product is annotated as unnamed product. The transcript has a single exon. The annotation marks the transcript as partial. The record is from RefSeq and is a predicted model, not a curated record. NCBI's taxonomy places the organism in Eukaryota, Viridiplantae, Chlorophyta, Mamiellophyceae, Mamiellales, Bathycoccaceae.